This is a messenger RNA of Lethenteron reissneri (Far Eastern brook lamprey), 3718 nucleotides long. RefSeq lists its product as uncharacterized. Gene Ontology annotation, molecular function: odorant binding; olfactory receptor activity. The record is from RefSeq and is a predicted model, not a curated record. NCBI's taxonomy places the organism in Eukaryota, Metazoa, Chordata, Hyperoartia, Petromyzontiformes, Petromyzontidae. Gene Ontology annotation, biological process: detection of chemical stimulus involved in sensory perception of smell. Gene Ontology annotation, cellular component: membrane.
AUUAUCUAGAUUGAAAACUAAUUUCUUUAGAACUGCUUUUUGUGUUUGCUUUGUCCUUCCCCCGCACCUCAAAUAAGGACGGUUGGCUACGUACCGUGCGAAAGACGUUCAACAUACCUACACAUACAAACGCGUAGGUUUUCUCCAGGUGCCCUGGUCUCCUCCCACACAUAGCUACUACACAGCUGUGACCUACUGGACUUGUAAUUGUCAUUGACGUCUCUCACAGCAACCAUGGCUAAUGGAACAAGUGGCGGGAGUCCGACCCUACAAACCAACCUGACAUUCAUAGCGACGACCCUAUACACCAACCUGACAUUCAUAGCGACGACCCUAUACACCAACCUGACCUCCAUAGCGACGACCCUAUACACCAACCUGACCUCCAUAGCCCCGGACCUACAAACCAACCUGACCUCCGUCGCCCAGACCCUAUACACGAACCUGACCUCCGUAGCUCCAGCCCUAUACACCAACCUGACCUCUGUAGCCCCGACCCUACACACCAACCUGACCUCCAUAGUCACAACCCUACACUCCAACCUGACGUCCGUAGCUGCGACUGGUCCAUCCGGCGUGGACGUGGAGCUGCUCUACACGUUCGUGUUCAGCAUCAUCAUCCCGGCCGCGGUUAUCCUGGGCGGGGCAGUGAACAUCUGCGCUAGUUGCGUGGUGGUGGCGGUGGUCUCCGGCGAGCGCGUCCUGAGAGAGAGGGCUCGCUUUGUGCUUCUGGUGGGCGCCCUCGUCGGUGACGUGGUCUUCACCGUGCCCGCCAUUGUCACGUACGGCAUGGCAAAACUGCAGCUGCUCAUGCCCAGUGUGGCCGUGUCCAUCAGCGUGAUGAUCAUACGGACCGCCCUCUUCGUGGGAGUUCUCUGCAUCGCAGCGAUGUCCAUGGAGCUGUACAUCGCCGUGUGCCUUCCCCUCCGCCACGCGCGCCUCUGCAACCUCCGCUCGGCCUAUGGCUGCCUCGCCACCACCCUGGCGCUGGGAGCCGCUCCGGCGCUGACUCGGCUCGCGCUUGAGAUCUUGAGCAGCGCCAGCCAAGGCUCCACACUACUGCUAUCUACCGUCUUCUCUAACAGCAUUCAGGGGGGUGGCAGUGCCGCCUCCGGCCCCGGCUCCUCGGUCGCCGCCAACAGCAGCCUCCAAGCGGCCACGGGAGCACCAGCUCAACUGAGCAGCGCGGCCCAGAUGGCAUCCAUCGAGCUGGCUCUGAACAUGCUGAGGCAGGUGCCAGCCGUGUUGGUGCUGGUGCUGGCCUACCUCUGCGUGAUCGGGAGCUACGUGCUCGUGUCAAAGGAGUGCCAGAGGGUCUCGCAGCGAGGGAGGACGAGGAAGACGAUCGGCGGAUUCCAACAAAAGUCCAAGAACAUAAAUCUCGGCUCCGGAGAGGCACCUCUGCCGGGCAACAAGGGAGCUGGAGGCAAGCAAGGCACUCCGUUGGAGUCUCAAGACGCCUCCGAGGACAGCAAGAACCCAAACCGCGCACGCAACACAAUAGGCAUCCAUGCGGUGCAGCUCACGCUGUACCUGAGCGCUCUCUACUACCCCUACAUGCACGGAAUCAUCGAUGGCACGGUGGCCGUGCAGGAGUGGCGUCUGCGCUACCGGGCUCUCGUCUUCCUCUUCUGCUUCGUCCUCCCGCGGGCGCUGUCUCCCGUCGUGCACGGAGUGCGGUCCCGGGAGCUGCGAAGGGGCUGGCGCAAAAGGAUCGGAGCGGCAGGAGCAGGAGGACUGGGAGGAAGAGGAGAAGGAGUGGGCGGUGGAGGAGAAGGGGAAGGAGGGAGGGAGGCAGGGACAUUAUGAGGAGUAAUGGGGUCAGAACGUGGACGGGACGUGUCGCAUGAGAGCGUGUGUGUAGUCUGUUUAUUCUUCUUUGGUACCCAUUACGUAGUUUAAGCAGAUCAUAACACUCAGGAUGGUCUCGAAACGAUACGUACAUGAAUGUGAAUACUGGACACCUGUGAUGACUGGACAUCUGUGAAAAAGAGCUUCAUAGCUCAUCGGAUUCCUCCAGUCUAAAAAAAGAGUGUCUUUAUUAAAUAACUGUGGAGGCAACAGCAUCUACCAAUCUUGAUUUGAAUCUACCAAUAACUAUGACCGUCUCUGGACUACUACGACCUUCUUCAGCUGUCCACUGUGAGCGAUUAUGACUGCGGAGAACAGCGAGCAGCAGCAUUGCGAGCAGGCGAGAUGAGAGCCCAGACCUUGAAGCAUCGCCGCGCUGUGGGCAAGAGUUGUUGCUCGUCCACUGAAUUGGAUCUGUGUUGUGCCACUGCUGGUGUUGAUGCUGAAAAAAUAACAUUUCCCUUUUUAUCCUCAACCCUCUUUAACCUAAUCGGCUUACAGCCACUUCUGCACUGCUUACAAUUGGCUCUGACAUUUUCUCCCACGUGUCCACAUUCAUAUUUGGCUGUCUUGAGCUGUUAUUUUAAGGACGUAUUUGUAGCGCAGUUUUUGGCCACCAGGAAUACGCGUUGUCCUUCUUUGAGUUCAUCGUAAAAGGAGGGUUUUAGGAAGCCGAUGUUCUGGUAUUCGAGUUACGUUGUCCUGCACAUCUCAACUGAGAUGAGGUCACUGUUGCCUUUACACUGGGGAUCCCAGCUCUCGCCAGCACCUCAACUGCCUACGAGCUUGCACGAUUUCCACCCUUGUUGACGUGUACGUUUUCAACGCGUGGUCUAUUGUUACGAUUACAUCAGCCUCGGUUAAAUAAUUAAUCGAGCACUGUCGUUUACACCAAUAUAAUCACCCGAUAGGCUCAGUGAUGGCAUCAACGUUGUUCUAUUGAGACCGAAACAGGAAUAAUUAUUAACAAUCCUGGCUAAUCGCCUGAUGAGGCUGGUUGUUGUAAUCACCGGAUAAAUGUCAUGGUCCUCGAAUUGUAAAUGUUGUGGAUUUACUCUCCAACGCACCAGUGUGCUGUCGUCACUAAUAAAAACGUUUUGUUUAUGUCAUUAACCUUACUAAUUGGCUGUGUCGGGUGGUAUCGGGUUUAAAGACACAUUUAUAUUUGUGUAAUCUAACCCCCAAAAAAACCUUUAUUAUGGGUUUGCAAAUGUGAUUUGUAACUUUGAACCUGACCCGUGUAUCAAUAGUUCAAUUUUAAAGUACAAUGUAACCUUGCUUCCUCCCUUAAUAUCGUAAAUUUACCUUCAAACAAUAUCUUGAAGCAGAAGACUGGUGCUGGACACAGCCACAUUUGCAAAUGUAAUUUGUAACUUUUAUCCUUACCUGUAAUAUCGAUAGUUACUGUGCCAUUUUAUUGAGGGAUUACUCCUGUGUGGUGUUGUCUUGGUGUGGUCUGGAACGUUUUUGUUGUUGUUACUGCCUUGCCUAAGUUUGAUAAAUCGAACUAAUAUAGUUAAUUUACUAUUUAUAUUUAGUAACUUGUUUACCAUUUGAUCUAUUUUGCACUGCCCUGAUCGGAGGUGCGGGGGAAGGACAAAAUACUAAACACAAACAGCAGUUCCAUAGAAAUUACUUUUCAAUAUAGAUUAUUUAAAAGUGUAUAGCUCCAGUGGCUUCCUAAUAUCAAAAGGGAAAGCGUUCCAGACGGCCGCAGCAGGGCAUCCAUAAUCACGAGAUGCGGUGACCGUCUUUGUUCGAUGGCCACCCAAAAGCCACUUCUGCGAGGAUGACCGGCGUUUGCGUGAUGAUGGUUUAUGUUCCUUGACGCGAUCAGCAAUGUAAUCGAGGGACUGCACAAAACGGC